GCUUCUUACCCAGAAUAGAUCUUUUUUUACACACCAGCCUUUUUCUUAUGAGGAAUUUUUGUUUUUGUGUGUUUUCAUGAUUCAUCUACUGCCUCUGCCUUCUUCCUUUUUGUGUUUUGCUGCCACCUGCAGGCAGCCCCGCCCCCUUAUUUUCAGAUUAAAACUGUACUGUUCAGUGUCUGUAUAGAUCAUCAUUUAUCCAGAGUGAUUCCAUGGAAAUUGUGGGCAAAAUUGACUGGAUUUGUAUUGUUUUAUUUUAUUCUUCUCCCCCUUUCUCUGUACCUCUUAGUGUUAAUAAAGUUUUUCAGAUUGAAGGGCUCUGGAUAAUCUGUCAGAUUAGCUGUGCUCUCAGUCUGUCAGCAGUGAGCAGAUUAAUCUGGCUCCAGUCAAGAUGUCGGGCAGAAGCGCAUGUCUGUUCUCAGUGCUGCUGUCGCUGUUGCUGCUGCAGGGAUCAGCGUUUGUGGAGGAGCUUGAUGACUCCUUCAUGGACACCAAAGGCUCAGAUGAGAUCUGGCUCAUUGAGUUUUACGCCCCCUGGUGUGCGUUCUGUAAACAGCUGGAUCCUGUUUGGCAUCAAAUCGGAUCAGAACUCAGGAGUCUUGGUUCGAUGGUUCAAGUUGGGAAGACAGAUGCUACUGUAAACACUGGUUUGGCCAAAGAGUUCAGGGUCAGAACUUAUCCAGCGAUCCUCAUGUUAAAGAAGGACACCAAAUAUAACUAUCCAGGCCCAAGAACAAAGGAGGGGAUCAUGGACUUUGCCAGUCGGAUUGAAGGACCGCUGGUUCGAUCGCUGAGCAGUCCGCAGCUCUUCCAACACGCCAUGAGCCACCACAAUGUCAUGAUUGUUUACGUGGGGGCCACGUCAGAGCUCAAGGGGAACUUCACUUCCGUAGCAGAGGAACUCAUUGCCCACACUUACUUCUUUUCUACAACCAGAAAUGUCUUACCAAAGUCCGUGUCCCUGGACUAUCUGCCUGCCAUCAUAGUUUUCAAAGAUGGAACAUAUGUCAUUUAUGAUGAGGAAAGUGAUGGUGACUUGAAGGCAUGGAUUAACAGAGAACGCUUUCCAAACUUCCAACACAUUGACAGCUACACUUUGUAUGCUAUGGGAGAGUCAGGCAAAUUAGUGCUGCUGGCUAUGGUGGAGGAGAGAUACCUAAGUGACAAAAGCUUGAGGUACAAACAUCUGGUGGAGAGAGUGGCUGAAGAGCACAAGGAGACCUAUAGCAGGUUCUUCCUCUUCGGCUUUAUGGCGGUUGGGGACUACAUUAAUGGAUUUGUGAUGGGUGAGGUCACCGCGCCCUCCUUCCUCGUGGUUAAUCUGUCCAAUGAUGGCUACUACCAACCAGUUGGUCCUGUGGAGACAGAGCGCCACCUGCUGGACUUCCUGGACGGGGUUCUAGACAGUACCAUUGAGAUGAAGGGAGGAAACGGCUUUAGUCAGCGAGUCCAGCGCAUCAUUUAUGAAGCUAAAGCCACGCUGAUCCCGGUGUUCAGAGAGGCUCCACUGAUCGGCUGCUUUCUGGCUGGUUUCCCACUUGCCAUUGGCGCCUUCUUCUGUUUCCUCUGUUGUCGGAACCGAACCACCACAGACGAUGAGGAUGAGGACACCGCCGCACUGUCAGCCACUUCAGUGCCACAACGCAAAAAAAUAAAAGACAAGAAGUCAGACUGAUAGUAAAGGUCAGAAGGGGGAAAACAAUGAGGAUCGACCUCUGCAACCAGAACCAAACUGGAACUGACAAAUGCAGAGGAAACUGAGCCUCCACACAUGUUUCAAUCUGCUGCUAAACAAGCCAUGUUUGUGUUGCGUUGAAUCCAGCAGAACCUGUUUACUGAUCCUUUCAUGAAAAUAAAGGACUC
Messenger RNA from Oryzias melastigma (Indian medaka), 1863 nucleotides. RefSeq names its product protein disulfide-isomerase TMX3. The record is from RefSeq and is a predicted model, not a curated record. Gene Ontology annotation, molecular function: protein disulfide isomerase activity. Gene Ontology annotation, cellular component: endoplasmic reticulum. The transcript is spliced from 16 exons. Lineage: Eukaryota; Metazoa; Chordata; Actinopteri; Beloniformes; Adrianichthyidae. Bases 392 to 1675 code for a protein of 427 amino acids. Gene Ontology annotation, biological process: peptidyl-cysteine oxidation.